AUGGGAAUCAGUAAUCAGUUCGCCAUUGAAGGCAAGGUGACAGAGAGCCAGGGAUGGUAUUGUUUGCUGCUGCAACAGGCCUGCAGCUGGUACCUUCAUCCGAUCAAAGUGGUGGUCCCCUGUUCUGCAAUUCUUUUGCCGUGCGGGAAGUCCCGGAUACUGCAGCGAGAUACUUUGCAGGAGGCCUUGCUAUCGGGCAUCAAGCGGAAAACGAUAUGCGUGGAGGAGGAUAAGAGUGAUCUCCAGCUGACAUGCUAUGGCCUUGAUGGCAACUUCGGUUACCCGUCAAGGGAGGUGAGGGGCCUGCUCAAGAACAUACUCGUAACCAGGCCGGAUCCCCUUAAAGGUGCGGGAAGCCGAGUGGAUCAAGCAAAUGCUGCCGUUUCAGUGCGAGGCAGACUUCGUCGUGUCUCCGGCGGCAGGGAUGUUCUGGACGACAAAAGAGCAAUCUUGGCAUGCCUUGUGUCAAGCGUGUACUCACUCCAGCACGACAGAUCGAAAAACUACACAGGAACUCCACAAGCUCUCGCUCCUCCCUGGUGGACGUCCUUCAACUACGAGCUCCUCGACGUGAUCCUCGGCAAUGACAAGCUCCGGAUCAACGGCGCAGUGUUCGUGUGGAACUACAAAAACCACUGGAAGCCUGCCAGAGCUCCGAUGGUGGUCCUGGCGCUCAGAGGCACGGACAGCCUAACCAGCGACUACAUCGUCGACUUCAAGAUCGCCAACCAGGAGCUUUACAAGACAGGCAGGUUCACAGCCGCGUACAACGCUCUCCGAAACGCCGUCGCAUGGCAUGGCAAGGACAACGCAUCGCAUGGCCAGUUCGUCGAGGCUCAUCUCUUCAAUCCGCCAUUCUCGUCCUCGACCGCUCCAUACAAGUCACUCUUCGGUGCUGAGACUUACAGCAAUCUCCAAGAGGUUUACACCGUUGCAAAGGCCGGGCUCGUCAACUUACUGGUGGAUGCCGCAAAGAGAAGGGAGUCCGAGGCAGAGUUUGCGGCACUUGGAAGCUGGUACCCGGACAUGUAUGUUCAUCCCAGUGAUCCGGUAUGCUCGGGCUUUCUCGAGCACUUCAAGAACUAUCAGUAUAUGCUACAGGGGAAGUAUGCGAGAUUGGCGAUGCCUCACGAAUCCAUCCGGGGCGUGCUCUGCUCCUCCAAAGCGAAGCCGCAUCACCUCAUCCCCUCGGCAAGGCUUCACGUCCCAGCGGAUGAAGGCAAAGCUGCGAGUGCUCGAGACGCUCAUUCUCUUACACAGUGGUGGUCGGAUGGAGCAGUCGUUCAGGUGCAAUUUGUCAACUUGACAGGUCAAGAACACUUGGAUCAUCCGCUGCAAAUCCCGUUUGGGGGGAUAAGCUACGAAGCUAUGGUGUAGUACGCGGCUAUGACUUCAUGGUACAUAUUUUCUCUGUGCUCAAAGAACCCACCCGAGAAAAAAGUUUUUAUUUUUCCUGUGCUAAACCAAGGUUUGAAGAGAACGCGGCGUGUUUUCGACGUUCAAUCUGACUGGAAGAACGUCACAGGUGGAUGUUUACCACGUCAUGACUUUACAAUGAACACUUUCAUUGUCUGCUCGA
This is a messenger RNA of Selaginella moellendorffii, 1579 nucleotides long. RefSeq names its product GDSL esterase/lipase At4g10955. The coding region runs from base 1 to 1377 and encodes 458 amino acids. The transcript has 5 exons. The record is from RefSeq and is a predicted model, not a curated record. Lineage: Eukaryota; Viridiplantae; Streptophyta; Lycopodiopsida; Selaginellales; Selaginellaceae.